GGCUCAACACGCGCCAGCCGCCCUAACUACGCGUCGACAACACCGUUGGAGGCUACAGUAUCUGAGAGGUCUCAAACAUGCUGACCAUUGCUGCUGCCACAGGGUCGCCUAGGGUACUAGCAAGAACUUUCGUAGCGUGGUUCCGAGGCUUGCACGCGCUAAAUCCUCCGUCCGUGUCAGCCUCGGUACGGAGGAGAGCCAGUGCGGUCCGUCAGACCGCUUCCUUCCUUCCCCCUCCGAGCCGCCGCCUUCGGAGGCUGCUUUGCUUCCCCCCAAGCAUCGCCAACCUGCUUCUUGAAGAUUCUCUCAUCGCCUUGAAGGCUGCUUUGGUUUCCGCAGCCAUUAUGUCCGUUUGGCUCCUCCACUAGAAUUUCUCACUCCACUCGGCAUUUCUUUGUUUUGCUUUCUCCCGAGGCUCCGCUCCACCACUACCACUUGCACAACUUGAAGUCCCGGCGUUACCACUACUACGAGCACAGCGCCCCCCAAGAUUUGUCUCUCAAGGACUCUUCUCGUGGCCCACCGCAAUGCCGCCGCCAAAGCCGGCGAGUGCGGCGAUGCAGCGAGCAUGGCUUGCACUCGCGGCGCUUUCGUUUGUCAUCUUUGUCUCCUCGUGCCACGCACAACCGAUCAAUGCGUCUCAAGCUGUGUUUCUCAGCGACUGCCAGAAGGCAUGGGGGAAGACAAUGGAAGGGUGGACGCUGCGAGCCGACUGCGGCUCCGCAGAUGGACUGUUCUGUGACGCUUCAGGCAUGAUCACUGCGAUACAUCUGAUAAAUAGGAAGCUCACCGGGUCCAUUCCAGCUGGAAUUGGAAGCCUUGCUGCAUUGGAGUACCUGGAUCUCUCGUACAACUCUUUGACUGGCCCCAUUCCCAACAGCAUCACCUCGCUGAAUCGGCUCUCCUCUUUUUUAUGUGAUAAUCAGCUCACGGGGUCCAUUCCAGCUGGAUUUGAAAACCUUACUUCUUUGCAGUACUUACUUCUCGGGGCUAAUCGGCUUACGGGUUCCAUUCCAGCUGAUUUUGCAUAUCUCCUUAGCUUGCUCUCACUGAAUCUCUCGUCCAACUCUUUGUCUGGCUCCAUUUCCAACAGCAUCUCCCAACUUGCUCUUCUCUCCUCUGCGGAUCUUUCGUCCAACUCUUUGACUGGCCCCAUUCCCAGCAGCAUCUCCUCACUUACUCAGCUUUCUUAUAUAAACUUUGCUGGUAAUCAGCUCACGGGGUCCAUUCCAGCUGGAAUUGCAGCUCCCUUUGCAUUGUAUUACCUACUUCUUGGGGAUAAUCGGCUUACGGGUUCCAUUCCAGCUGAUUUUGCAUAUCUCCUUAGCUUGCUCUCACUGGAUCUUUCGUCCAACUCUUUGAGUGGCUCCAUUCCCAAUGGGAUCACCACGCUUUGGAGUCUGAUCUUUCUAAACUUAGCUGGUAAUCAGCUCACGGGGCCCAUUCCAGCUGGAAUUGGAAACCUCGCUUCUUUGAUGGAUCUGAAUCUCUCGUCCAACUCUUUGUCUGGCUCCAUUCCCAACACCAUCAGCUCGCUCGCUCUUCUGUCCUCUGUGGGAAUUCAUGACACGAACCUCAAAGGAACGCUGCCAUCUUUUUUGGGUUUUUUAACCUGUCUCAAUUCACUCAACAUGAGCGGAACAAACCUCACGUGCCCACCUGACUACAACGCAUGUGGCCCAACACAGUCGCCUAAGACAGCCUUUUGCCACACGUGUUCUUCCUUUUGCAGCACUUGCGGAAAAGCGCCAGUUGCACUCAACCUGAUUGCACGUAGAAAACCCAACCUUCCCCCUUCAUUUUCUUUGCCUGAGUGCACCGCCUGUGUGACUGCUUGGCUGAAUGCAAUCGGUUGUGCUCUUCGUGGUAAGUUCUAUGCACUGAUCCUCUGCAACUUCCUCACUCAACUUGUGGCUGUAAUCCCCACUCCAUUGUUUUACACUUUAGCAGUAACAACCACAAACAGCUCCAGAACCACCACCAACAGCAGCAGCAGCAGCAGCAGCAGUGAUUUGUCUUCACCAGCAGCAUCUGGAGGUGGAGGAGGUGUUUCGGUGGGGGUCAUCAUCGGCAUUGCUGUUGCUGCUGUGGUCAUUCUCCUGCUUCUGGGUGCCAUGCUGGUAUACUUCACGCGCAAGAGGCAGCAGAAGCCAAAAGGUCUGAGUGCCAGUCUAGCUGCUUCACACUGCACCGAGUUCUCUCUGGCUGAAGUCCUCAAAGCCACCAAUGACUGGUCGGAAGAGAAUCAGCUUGGCUCGGGUGCCUUUGGUGAUGUAUAUAAGGGCGUGCCUCCCCGCGAUGGCACCACAACAUGGGCUGUGAAGCGAGCCAGAUGGAUGAAUGCCGACUUCCAAAGGGAGGUCCAGCAGAUGGCCGACAAGAACCAUCCCAACAUUGUGCGCUUGCUUGGGUUUGCUGUUGGAGGAGACAUGCAGACGCGGCCAGAGCAAGUCUUGAUCUACGAGUUUGUGCCCAAUGGUGACCUCCAGCAUUGGAUCGAUCCAAAGGCAGCCUACCCUCUUAGUUUCAAGCAGCGGCUGGACAUCCUCAUUGGUGCUGCAUGUGGCGUUGAGUACCUCCACAGCUUUGACAUCGUGCAUCGCGACAUCAAACCCGCCAACAUUCUCAUUGAAGAUGACAUGCAGCCUAAGAUUGCAGACUUCGGGCUAGUGAGGGUGGGAGAGGGAACCACAGUGGGCACUACUCGAGUCAUGGGAACACCGGGCUACGUGGAUCCAGUCUACUCCAGGACGUCUAAGGCAACCACCACCAGCGAUGUCUACAGCUUCGGUGUGCUCAUGCUUGUGGUGCUCACCGGACGCCCUGCACUCUUUGAUUCCGAUGGCGAAAGCAGGGCUAUUAUACCAUGGGUGGAAGAGUGCCUCUCCUCCGGCACAGCAGCGAGUCUCAGGGACCCCAAGAUGGAGGCCCCUGAAGAUGCUGUGCUGCGCGUGGCUCGGCUGGCAGUCAGCUGCACCGUGGAGCGCACUGCGAGCCGCCCGAGCAUGGCUCACAUUGCCAACGAGCUGCAGGCUGUCAGGGAGGAGGUGGUGGGAAAGGACGAGCUGAGUGCUGCGAUUAAGGUGGAUGCUGAGGUCCAAGAGAUGAAGGAUGCUCUUGAAGGUGGGGGAAGUCUUGAUGCGCAGCUCGAGUUGAUUGGGGAUAGCUUUUCCACCGAAAACCCAGUCUGAAUUUGUGAAGAGGGGUACUGCAAAUAGACUUCACUUGUAGAGUUCACACUGGAUUCCAUUCCAUUGCCAAGUUUUUGGCUCUUGAUUGAUGUCAUGGUUUGAAUGUUCAUGUGGGUUUGUCAGCAGCUGUCAAACUAGCAAGGAAAAAGUGGACUAGGUAGAAAGUGGGGAGGGGAGAUACAAGUAGAGUGUUAUGAUCCCCUCUGAGAGCUGGUCUAGCUAGGCUGUAGAUAACAAACAUGUCUACCCUAGCAAGAUAUAUGUAUAUAGUAAU
Messenger RNA from Closterium sp. NIES-67, 3465 nucleotides. The record is from the annotation of a GenBank genome assembly. NCBI's taxonomy places the organism in Eukaryota, Viridiplantae, Streptophyta, Zygnematophyceae, Desmidiales, Closteriaceae.